CAAAUCAGCAUGAUGUUUCCAAAGGUUAUACUCUAUCUGCCCAGUCAGUGUGGGUGGCAUCUGGUCUCUGUGUGGAAAUUCCCUGUACAUUUACUGUUCCUGCCACUGAAACUUUAUCUACACGUGUCACAGGGAUUUGGCAUAAAAAAAUGGCUUGUAGCUUCAUUGCAGCCUCAACAAAUAACUGUAUAGUUUCUAAACGAACAAAAGGCCGAUUCACCCUGACUGGGAAAGUACAUGAGGGAGACUGCUCAUUCUCUAUCAGCAAUGCCCAACCAGCCGAUCAAGGAGAAUAUGAAUUCCGAAUUGAAGCCGGAUCCCUUAAAUAUUCCUAUAGUCGGUACAGGCUCAGUGUGAGUGUGACAGAUCUACCAGAACCUACUAUAUCCCCUGUGGGGGAGCUGAUCGCUGGGAAGCCAAUAACACUGACUUGUACGGCUCAUCCAGCACCUCAAGGGUGCAAGGGAAACAUCACAUGGGGAGGAAGGAUAAACAUAGAGAACAUAUCUAACUAUGAGCGGGAGGAUCAGGCUGGUAAAGUCACCUCCAUAUCAGAUAUCACUGUUACUCCAUCCCAGAGAGAGCACAAUAGCCCCCUAACAUGUACAGUGACUUACAGUGGGGUCUCCACUAACAGCAGCAUCACCCUGGGUGUUCAGUUUCCUCCAGAAAUGAAAAUUACAGUUUCAGGAUAUAAUGGAACUUAUGAAAACAAAUCAGUGACUGUGAUAGAGGGAGACACAAAGCUUCUCCGAUGUGAAGUAAACAGCAACCCAGUGGCUGAAAUUUCCUGGGGGAGAGGAGAUGAGAUUCUUAGUGAAACAUCUGGGCAGGGUGUGACUCUUGCACUGGAGAAUGUAUCAGUUGCUGAUACUGUAACCUACACGUGCUUAGCAAGGAAUACUCACGGGUCCGUCUCUGGGACUGUUAGUGUCACUGUAGCAUAUGCCCCAAGAAGACCAACUAUUUCAAACUGCACAUCAAAGGGUUGCCGGGUUGAAGCCAUAGAAGGAACCUCCCUGUCCCUGCUCUGCUCUGCUGAAAGUAACCCUCCUGCCAACCUGUCCUGGGCAAAAAUGGGUCAGAACAGCACCGACCCCCUAAAUUCCUCAAGUGGGAGAUUUGAUGUUUCUCAUGUAACCACUGAUAAUGGGGGAGAUUAUAUGUGCCGGGCAAGGAAUAAACAUGGGAAUUCAACAGUAUCAGUCACAGUUGUUAUCAUUUAUGCUCCAAGAAGACUAACUAUUAACUACUGCACAAUAAAUGAUUGCUUCGAGGAAAAAAACUCUUCUGUUGAAGUCUUAAAGUCUGUUGAAGUGUUAGAAGGAAACUCCCUGUACCUGCAGUGCGAUGCUGACAGUAACCCUCCGGCAAAUGUGUCCUGGAUAAAACCUUUACAGAACAUCACCCAACCGUUACUCUCAGCGCAACUGAAUGUGACCAAUGCGACCUCUCAAAAUGGAGGGAAUUAUAUGUGCUGGGCAACAAACAGAGUUGGAAAUGAAAGUAAAUCUAUUACUGUGGUUAUCAAAUCUCUCACAAAUGAUAAGAUCCAUCGUGAAGGGUUAAUGUUUGGUGGAAUUUUUCUCCUACUCCUCGCUGCCAUAGUAAUUGUAACAGUUCUGGUUAUGCGAUACAAGAAAAAGAGGAGGCCACCAGAGCUGGUUGAAGAAAAUACAAGUUCAUCACCAAAUAAUUAUGAAGCGGUUUACGCCAAUAUAGACAGAAGAACAGCCCAGGAACCCAGCAUGGGUCUCAGCUCUCCAAAUGAAGGUGAAAGCCCUGAUGAAGAACUGCAAUACGUGACCCUUGAUAUCUCAAAGUUAAAACCAAAAAGUUCUCCAGAAACACAAGAGACUUUAUAUACAGAAGUCAAACGGAACUAACACAGAUAAUGAGAGGAUGCUCAGCAAUGGCAUUUUGCACUUUUCUAUUUUUUUUUUUACUUUUCUUUGGCAUAAAUGUUAAUCACCCAUCUCAUAACUGUCGUGUUUUGUAUUGCAAAUAUGGAUUCAGCUAUUUACCACAGCCAGGUAAAUAAGGACAACCAGUUCUUUUCCAGAGACGAAGCACUUUACUAAGAUUUUCAGGUCCAGAGACAGCAAGUGGUAACAGCUCUUUCAGAAUGUGCCGGUUAUAUUGUAUAGGGUAUAGCCAGCAAAAGGCUUUUCCCUGUGCUCUAACUCAUUAAGGGCAAAACAAGUAUCCAGUGAACAAUUUACUAUUACAUUGUUCAGACAAGAAAAAGUUAAGUCAUCUUUGUAACAAGUU
Messenger RNA from Xenopus tropicalis (tropical clawed frog), 2271 nucleotides. Its product is annotated as sialic acid-binding Ig-like lectin 16. Gene Ontology annotation, cellular component: membrane. The transcript has 11 exons. Lineage: Eukaryota; Metazoa; Chordata; Amphibia; Anura; Pipidae. The record is from RefSeq and is a predicted model, not a curated record. The coding region runs from base 150 to 1886 and encodes 578 amino acids.